Messenger RNA from Fraxinus pennsylvanica, 918 nucleotides. The record is from the annotation of a GenBank genome assembly. NCBI's taxonomy places the organism in Eukaryota, Viridiplantae, Streptophyta, Magnoliopsida, Lamiales, Oleaceae.
AUGGAAUGUUGGGGAAGUGGCCCCAAGAUAAUUCAAAACCCCGAGCUUGAAGAAGGAGAGGCUUGCUAUCACAAGGAUGAUACAAGCAUUGACCCUGAUGUUGCUCUCUCUUACCUUGAUGAUAAGGUUCAAAGUAUUUUGGGCCAUUUUCAGAAAGAUUUUGAAGGAGGAGUUUCUGCUGAAAAUUUGGGGGCAAAAUUUGGCGGGUAUGGUUCAUUUUUACCAACAUCUCAACGUUCUCCUUCUGUUUGGUCUCAGCCAAAAUCUCCGCUAAGAGUUCAAAAACCCAGCACACCAAUAUCUCCUAAUUAUUUUCCUCCAGAGGGUAUCCCCCAUCAUUCUGUGGUGCUCCCCAAUGUGGCUUUUUCUCAUAGGAAUUGUGCUAAUGCACCCCCUGGUGUACAUCCUUUACAAAAUCUAAAGGCCCCAUCAGGGGAUGGUUCAUUCAGACAAGAUGCUUUCUUGUCUGAUAAAGUUGCUGAGUCUUGUCCCAUUAAACCUGGAUUUCUUUCAAGUAAGUCAGAUAAUCAAACUGACCAAAGAAAAUUAAAGGUUCGUAUCAAAGUGGGUUCUGAUAGGACAACACAACGGAAUGUUGCGAUCUACAGUGGUCUGGGGCUUAUAUCUCCAUCUUCCUCAGCAGGAAACAGUCCCGAGGAAAGUGGUGGAAUUUCAUGUGAACUUCAUGAGAUCCCUGAUGAAUCUCCAUCCAGAAUCCUUAAGCUAAUGACUUCGUUCACGGUUUCUGGAGUCCUACUUUCACCGCUUCAUGAAGAUUUGCUCAACUUAGUAAGAGAGAGAAAAUCUCCUGUAGAUAGUAUGCCUACAGCUGCCCUCAAGGGUGCGCACAACCACUCUGUUGUACCUUUUCAUGAUACAAAUCCUAGGCUUUGGAAUGGGGAUGUUUUGAGAGGGUAG